Cucurbita maxima (winter squash) is the source of this 1041-nucleotide messenger RNA. RefSeq lists its product as uncharacterized. The coding region runs from base 1 to 1041 and encodes 346 amino acids. The record is from RefSeq and is a predicted model, not a curated record. NCBI's taxonomy places the organism in Eukaryota, Viridiplantae, Streptophyta, Magnoliopsida, Cucurbitales, Cucurbitaceae. The transcript has 2 exons. Gene Ontology annotation, molecular function: nucleic acid binding; zinc ion binding.
AUGGUGAACAUGAUGGGACAAAUGUCGCUACCACGAUUGACGAAGACGAACUACGAGAAUUGGAGCAUCCAAAUGAAAGCUCUUCUCGGUUCUCAAGACGCAUGGGAGGUGAUCAAAGAAGGUUUUGAAGAACCGAAGGAUACCACAGGUUAUACGUCGAUGCAAAACAAGGCGCUAAAAGAAUUACGAUCAAAGGAUAAGGCAGCAUUAUACAUGUUGUUCCGGGCUGUUGUUGAGUCGGGAUUUGAGAAGAUUGCAAUGGCAACUACUUCAAAAGAAGCGUGGGACAUUUUAGAAAAAACCGUGGCAAAUCAACUAAAUCGAAAGGGAGAAGUGUUACUCGAGACGCGGAUUGUGGAGAAGAUCUUGAGGUCGUUAACAUACAACAUAGAGAAUGAUGUUGUAUGUGUCAUAGAAGAGUCAAAGGACCUAGCGACGUUCACGGUCGAUGAGGUCACCGAUUCUCUCGAGGCACAUGAGCAAUGUAAGAAAAAGAAGGAGGCACUCGAUCGAGCGCUUCAGACUAAGGCAUCAAUAAAUGAUGAAAAGGUACUCUACCCUCAAAAUACUCAUGGUAGAGGUCGAGGAAGUCGCGAGAAUGGUCGAGGUAGUCAAGGCAACAAUUAUGAAGAAAAUUACAAGGAGAAGAGACUAUCAAGCCAAGCAAAUUGGCGUGGAAGAGGAUGCAAUCAAGUACGUGGUCAAGGAUAUAAUUCCAACGUCCAAUGUUACAAAUGUCAAAAAUAUGGCCACUGUGUAAAUAAUUGUAACUCUGACAAAUGUUACAAUUGUGGCAGAAUGGGUCACUAUGCAAGAGAUUGUCGAGCUGAGGAAAAGGUGGAAGAAACGAUCAACCUAGCCUUGGAUGACGCAACAAACAGAGGCAUUCUCUUGAUGGCCCAAAAUGAAGAGCUGAAAACAAAAGAACAUGGCAGUGCGAAAGACGAUGGCGAUAGUUGUGAGACAAUGGAAACUGUUGAAAAUGAGGUGAUGCGCGCGGAUGUGGGAAAUCCUGAUAGCGGAGACGAGAAAAUCGAAUAG